AUGUGUUGCUUUCGUCGAAAACGUAUCAUCGAAACCAAACAUGAAUACGGAGAGGGAGCGGCGCAGGCGAUUGCAGCACAUACUGGCGACUCCAACGCCCACGAAUGCUACGACACGGUCGGCGUCGGCGACAUUGAUAUUCAGUCCUACAUACUAGGCAGAGAGAGGGCGGAUUUGCAGAUGAGCCGGCGAGAAGCAAGAAAGAUGUUUGAGCAGGCAGCUCAGACAGGAUACGUACAGUAUGAGAACUACGAGAUCACGCUUCGUGCUGAGGUCGAAGAGCGGUUGCGCGAACGCGAGCGAGAAGACUCCGAGUCGGUCGAGAUAAUCUAA
Molecule: messenger RNA, 333 nt
Organism: Alternaria hordeiaustralica
Lineage: Eukaryota; Fungi; Ascomycota; Dothideomycetes; Pleosporales; Pleosporaceae
Exons: 2
Coding region: 1-333 (110 amino acids)
Source: RefSeq, a predicted model, not a curated record